AUGGCUCCUCAGCCGCCGUACCCCGACGUGUUCGGUGAGAGUCGCUACUACAUCACCAGCGAACACAUGAAGGCCUUCAGGGCGAGGCUCUUCAGCGACGCCCGCAGGAAGGACACGGCCUGCUACCACCCGGACGACAAGCAGCGCCUGCUCAGCAGCGACGAGUACUGCUGGCGCUUCAUCGUGCACAACAGGCUUGACCUCGAUCGCGCGGUGAAGAUGGCAGACGCGUCGCUCAAAUGGCGGGCCCAGGCUCGCCUGCACGAGCUCAGCGAGGCGAACAUCCCCGAAGCCUGCCUUAGCGCGGGCUUCGCGUACCCCAUGAACCUCGACCGCUACGGGAACCACGUGCUCCUGCUCAGGUUGUCGAAGACCGGGCGGCUGCCCCUCCAGGACGUGCGCCGACUGCUCAUCUUCAUGGUGGAGUCGCUGCUGCGCAAGCAGAACGCCAGCCGCAUCACGCUCCUGGUGGACUGCGCAGCCGCGGACAGACGCCAGCUGGACCUAGCGCGCUUCCUGACGGCCAUCUUCAGGUGUUACUACCCCAGGUCCCUGGGCUAUGUCCUGUUCUGGGAGCCUCCGAGGCUCCUGCUCGGCCUGUGGCGGAUCUGCCGGAGUCUCCUGCCCGUCGAGGCUGUGGAGAGGGUGCGCAACGUGACGGCCGGCGACGCCACGCGCUACAUCGACUGCGACAAGCUACCCACGUGGAUGGGAGGCACGGAUUCGUACCAGUACGUCUACACGCCCGGGCAGCCCCUGGGGGACCGGUGUCCUCGGCUGCAGCCGCUGGACCCCGGCAGCUCCCCGUCGGCAAACCUCCAGGUGUACGGCAUGUUCACAGCAUAG
Molecule: messenger RNA, 846 nt
Organism: Ixodes scapularis (black-legged tick)
Lineage: Eukaryota; Metazoa; Arthropoda; Arachnida; Ixodida; Ixodidae
Product: motile sperm domain-containing protein 2-like
Exons: 3
Coding region: 1-846 (281 amino acids)
Source: RefSeq, a predicted model, not a curated record